Thlaspi arvense is the source of this 1149-nucleotide messenger RNA. The record is from the annotation of a GenBank genome assembly. Lineage: Eukaryota; Viridiplantae; Streptophyta; Magnoliopsida; Brassicales; Brassicaceae.
AUGGAGCGAAAAAAGAAGAAAAAGCAAAAACUCAGCAAAUCACAAAUUAUCGCAAGCCCCUCUCUCUCAAAGGAGGAGCUGCGAGAAGCGAUGAAGAGUCAAAACGACGCCGCUCUGGCCCUUACGCGUAAGGUAAUUGCUUGUGAAGCAAGAAACACUAACUUCGUCUUCUCUCCGGCGUCAAUCAACGCCGCGCUCACAAUGAUGGCUUCCGGCACCGGCUUCGUCUCCGACGAGCUUAAGGCCAUUUACAGAGAGAUCUCUGCCGUCGUCUUCGCUGACGGCGGUGCAACCGGUGGCCCCAAAAUCGUAGCGGUUAACGGUGUUUGGGUCGACCAAUCACUCCCGGUUAAUCAUUCGUUGAAAGAUCUCUUGGAGAAUGUCUUCAAGGCUACUUUCACUCAAGUUGACUUCAGAUCCAAGGCUGAGCAAGUGCGUAUUAAGCUGAAUCAAUGGGCUUCAGAUCACACCAAUGGUUUCAUCCGAAACCUUCUCCCUCCUGGAUCCAUUACAAGUGUAACCAAACAGGUUUAUGGAAACGCAUUAUACUUCAAAGGAGCCUGGGAACACAAAUUCGACAAGUCCUUGACGAAAAACAAAAAGUUUCACCUUCUCGUUGGCGAACCAGUAAGUGUGCCUUUCAUGAGCAGUCAUAAGAGCCAAUACAUUAAGGCUUACGAUGGUUUCAAGGUCCUUGGACUACCAUACAGACAAGGCCGCGGUAUUGAUGACGAUACCAAACGCAAAUUCUCAAUGUAUUUCUAUCUUCCGGACAAGAAAGAUGGAUUAAGUAAUCUUUUGGAGGAAAUGACAUCAACUCCUGGAUUCUUGGAUAGUCAUAUUCCGGAACACAAAGUUACAGUUGGAGAUUUCAGGAUUCCAAAGUUUAACAUUUCUUUCAUGUUUGAGGCUUCUAGGGCUUUCGAGGGAGACGUUUCAGUGACGAUGUACCAUCAAGCUACUGUCCAGAUCGAUGAAGUAGGCGCUGAAGCUGCGGCUGUCACUUAUGUUGGAGUGAAGGUAGGCAUGUGCCGUAGGAAGCCUACUCCUCCGAAGUUGAUAGAUUUUGUGGCUGAUCAUCCAUUUCUUUUCUUGAUUAGAGAAGACAAAACCGGAACGGUUUUGUUCGCUGGUCAAAUACUCGAUCCU